UAGGAAAAAACGAUCCCCCUACCCUACCCCAAGCUCAAAUAUUGGGCGCGUUUAAGCAUUUGCUUGCGCCCCUCAAGCAGCCGCCCCCGAAGAAUAGUCAGGCUCAGCAAAUACUCGGCAGCAGCAGUCCAGUGCUACAGCGGUACUGAACGCAGGGAACUACGAGACAGCAAGCACGACGACGCAUCUUCCAGUGAUGGCCUCAGCGGUGCAGCUGUGUCGAGGUGCCCGCCACCGCUCGUAGGGGAAGAGACAGACCCCCGUUGCAGCCCCCCGUCCCUCCACACCUGACACAGACAAACACACCAGCCAAACCAAUGCCACCAUGUACAGCGUGGAGGACCUGCUCAUAUCCCACGGAUACAAGCUGCCCACCCCCGCCCCGACGCCCGCCCCCACCCCCGCCCUCGACGCCCCCUCGCCCUCACCCCCGGCCUACGACGGCGGCCGCCACAGCGACUGCCGGCGGGAAAUCCUGGAGAACAGGCUUGGCCACGGGCCGGUGAACGGGUUCGGGCGGGACGGGGGUCCGUACGGGUCCAGGGGGUACCCACCCAACGACAAUGAGUGCCGUGACAGAAAUCAGCCCGGCAAUAGCCAUGGAGACACGCAGUCGUUGGGGGAUUCUAUGACGUCCGAUAGCGGGUUCUGUGACGGGCCCAGGGGUGUGUACCCCCAGUCCAGAGCACCCAGAGAACGAGACGUGGCCUACUGGAGGAGGAGAGGCCAAGACUUCUCUGUUCUGCUGGACUACGCUGACUUCAGAGAGCCCAGAGGAGGAGGAGGGGGAGGAGGGGGAGGCGGCUACAGCAGAACCGAUGGGCAGCAGCAGAGAGGGCCGGAUGUACCUACAGAGGAGCGCCAGACAGAGAGGCAGAUCUGGGCCAACCAAGCCCAGGUUCAGGCCAAGGCCCAGGCCCAGGCCCAGGCGCAGGCCCGCUCCAGAGAGAGGGAGGCCGCCCUCCACCAGUGGCGGAUGGCGGCCGAGAGGAAGUGCCAGAGCCUGGGCACGGACGAGUGGCGCCCCGCCUCCAGCUUCGGCCGCCAGCUGUCCGACUGCGAGGCCGAGCAGUGGGCUCGGGAGCAGAUGCGGAACCACUCCCGCACGCCAGACGGCGCCGUCCUGCCCAGGACCAAAGCCAAGUCCCAGUCGCUGCCCCGCAUGCUGCCGCCGGACAGCCUGCAGUACGUGGAUGUGUCCAGCACGGGUCACAAUCUCUACAGGAGGGUCAACGGCCACCCUGGCCACCCCGGCCACGACCCUUACGGCCGGCGGCACUUUGAGAUCAGCCGUCCGGCCAGUGCCAACCAGGCCGCCGUCACACCAAAGCCCCGCUUUUCCCGGCCGCUCCGCCCCCCCUCCUACGAGGUGCACCAACAGACCCGGGGUAGCUGUGAGAUGUUGUCUGGGGACAGCCCAGCCCCCCAGGCCAGGGAAAGAACCCCCAUCCCCAAUCCCAGGUCAGGCGACCCCCGACUGGACUACUUUGCACAGGAGUCAGGGGGGUCUGGUGCGGAGCCUCCAGGCUACAAUCCUCCCCCGUCUUAUAAGAGAGCUCCAGUCCUGAGAGGGGGACAUAGGGGUCCCUUUGGUGAAAUCCCUGUGGGCUACAGGUACAGAGGGGAGGUGGUGUACCAGCAGGUGGCGCCAGACGGAGUUCACUGGUACACCAGACACCCAGGGGGCUCCUGGCCCGACCCCCAGAGAGAGUGGGCCCACCUCCCCAGCAGAAGGAAGCUGUACCCCGGCUACAGCCCCCAGCCGCCCGGAGUGGUCCAGUACAUCCCCUUCGACGACCCCCGCGUCCGCCACAUCUCGGCCAGUACCUCCGGCAACUCCCUCGUGGCGGACGCCGACAUGGUCCGGCACGUCCGCAACACCGAGCUUCCCAGCGUCACCGUGUCCGAGCCCCCGCCCUCCUCCCCGUCAGACGACAGUGCCUUCCUGCCCCCGCCCCUGGGGCACCGCGCCAGCCCCUUCCCGCCGCCCGGCCCGCCGUCCCCGGGCGACCACGACGCCAACCAGAACAGGUGGCCCCGCGGUGAUUUGCACAAGAACACUGAGAACAACAACUUCCCAGCGACCGACCAAAACUGUAACGACAGAUAUCCCAAAGGCCCGUCCUCAGCCUUCCAGCCCCCUCCGCCGUGCGGGCAGAGCGCCCGCUCCGAGCAGGCCUUCUCCGAGACAGCCACCAUCACGCAGGUGAAGAAGAUCGCUCCAGACUCAGGCCCGGACGGCAACAGGAACUCCAAGAGGAGGGUCAGCGAGACCAUCUUCUGCCUCGUGUCCGUCCCCAUCCAGAUCCAGGCCAAGGCGCCGCCGGCCGACCAGAACAACAACAGCACGGCGCCAGGCCCGGGCGCCGCCGACACCGCCGCCGUCGAGCCCGCCGCCGCCGUCGAGCCCGCCGCCGGUCGACCGUGGAACAGCCAAAGCCUCCGCAGCCAAUCCCUGACCGAGAUGUCCCUCAAGCCCCACCCCCUCCCCCACAUAAGCACCAGCAGCUCCUACUGCAUGAGGAACUCGAAGAGGGCCCCUCUCAGGAAGGAGAUCGUGGACGCCUGGUCGCUCCAGGCCAUGGCCGACAAGGAGCUCUGCUACGCGGGCUCGUGGCCCGGGGACCAGUACCGCAACCAGGAGACCCAGACUGUCAGCCCCCCUGUGGUAGCCAAAAGCUCCCCUCAGAGUCCUCCUGGUCCGGGGGGUCCGGAGCCAGGCCAGCCAGCCUCCUCAGAGAUCCCCGCUGACGGUGGCAUGGGGACAGACUGCAGCGCUGGCUCCUACAGCUCCUACUCCAUGGCAGGCCAGAAGAACCUCCACCCCUCCAGCAAUAGCGCCUUCUCCCGCCUCAGUAUCAGCCCAGCUCAGCCCCUGUCUCUACCUCCAGCUGGUACCUCCCAGAUGCCGCCUUUACCCUCUCCAGGCUCUGGCCAGCCCCCGUCUCUCCCAACUCCGUCCUCCGGGCCCGUAGGGGGAGCCGAGCAGCUUUCCUCCCCUAAGAGGAGUGGCCCCAAGCCCGCAGACGAGCCAUGCAGCGAGCAGGUAGCCUUCGGCCAGUUCCUGCUGAAGCCGGUGAACCGGAGGCCGUGUGACGCCAUCGAGGAGCUGGAGUUUAUCAACAAGGAGAUGGAGGAGCAGAUUGGAAAGCGGCCCGGCGCAGAGCCGUGUCUGCGAGACCUGGAGGAGGCCGUCCAACACACCCUGGAGCUCAGCCAGGCUGGAAGAUCCCAGCACACAGCCACCGUUGACCCGGUGAGGGAAGCAACCGGCCUGGGCGAGCAGAGCCAGAACCGGCCGAGCCACGGGGAAGCGAGAAGCGCCUUCUCCAGACCCGCGCCUGGCAGGACCCCCACCAUGGUCUCCUCCAUCAGACCACCCAGGGAAGACAUACCCUCGCACCCUGGCCCCAGAGACUAUGCCCCCCUAGCCCAGACAGAGCCUGGCCGAGCCUACAGGCAGGACAUCCCCGUCCCCCAGGAGUCCCUGCUGAGGGACGUGGGGCUGACCGUGUACACAGAGGCCCCCGGGGGCCCCGGGGAGCCCCACCAGCGCUCCCCCCUCCCCUUCUCCUACUCUCCUCUCUCCCUCCCCCUCUCCUCGCUGUCAGAACCCCUGGAGGGACCCCCGUGCCUGCACAUGUCCUGGGGAGAGAGGAACUCGCUGGUUCUGGAUCUGCCGGAAUUCCCCCCCAGCAAGCUUCCCCUGUCUCUCCCCGUCACCCCGGACCAGGAGCUGGCCCUCAGCAUGAGUCGCGGGGAGAAAGCGGCCCAUGGGAUGUCCGGGGUGACUGGGGACCUGGCGGAGGACGAGCUAGCCUCCUCUUCCUCGACCUCAUCCUUGUCUUCCUGCUCGGUUCUAUUGCCGGGCAGAACUGUCGUGGAGAUUUUGGGUCAUGUGGAGCAGGGAGACUCCGAGUCCCGCGAGUCCGGCCUUGGCAUCAGGAGGUCGGAGUCUGGAGGAGUGGAGGAGGACGGAACGGGAGAGGUGGAGGAGGGAGAGAGAGAGGGGGAGCUGGGAGGAGGAGGAGAGGAGGACGGAGAGAGACCUGAGGAGCAGGGGGGAGGAGGAGAGGAGGAGGGAGAGAGAAAUGAGCAGGGGGGAGGCGGAGAGGAGGAAGGCGAGAAAGACAGAGAGAGCAAGGGAGCGGCCAUGGGAGAACAGCAGGGAUACGGGGACAUCGGGGAGAGGAUGACUCCAACGGAGGACAUGGAGCAGGAGGCGGAGGUGGAGAAGGAAGAAGCAAUAGACUGCGCCAGCGCGGAGAGAGAUGGGGGGAGAAACGAGGCGGAGGAGAGCACACGGGAGCAAGAAGAGGAGGGAGAACUGGGAGAGGAAGAUAAAGAACAACAGGCAGAGAUGAAGACCGAACAUGAGGAUGAGGACGGGACAGAACCAGAGGCAGCGCUCACUACCGAGCAGGAGGAGGAGGAGGAAGAAGGAGAGCUGAAAAUAGAAGAGGAGGAGGAGGUGGAAUUGAAAAUAGCAGAGGAGGAGGUUGAGAACGAGGUGGAAUUGAAAAUAGCAGAGGAGGAGGAGAAAGGGGGCGAGUUGAAAAUAGAGGAGGAGGACGAGAUUGAGAAAAAGGUCAAAUUGAGAAUCGCAGAGGAGGCGGCGAAGAAACUUUCGGCGGAGUCAAAAAAAGAAGGGGCCAGAGGACAGACGGAAUGGGAAGUGAACCGAGGGGAGGAAGUCAGGAGGAAGAAGCGCAACCAGGAGACGGAGGGAAGGCCCAAGCCCCUUCCUAGGCCCCAGAAGCCUCCUCUGCUGCCCAAACCCAAGCCCCAGCCCAGGCUUCGUAGCAGCGCCACCGUGGCCAAAAGAGAGAUCACCCUUCCCCUCAGCUUCAAUGUCCCCUGUGGCUCGACGGCGCUAGAAGACGAAGAACUGCUGUCGGUCUCAGACUCCUAUGACCCCAGCCGUGUGGAGAGAGUGUAGCCCGACUUCUUGCAAGGCUUCCGCAACCAGCUCUUCUCUGGUUGGUUCCACCCGCCAAGUUGUCCGAUCAAAGUCCCUCAUCGUCAUGUCACGACCCUAUUGGCCCCUCACAGCACAACUUAGUACAAACACACAAGUCACACAAAUACACCAACAGGAAACAGCCUAAAACAACAGCUGCAGUGUUUACACACCCACCUGGUGCUCCGAAAGAACCUGUUAACUGCCAAACUACGGCCUUCACCCCUGUCCAUCCUCCUCCUCGUCAUCCUCCUCUUCCUCAACUCGCAUUUGUCAUCUGGGUUUUCCUGAACCGAAUGGUCUUCCUGUUUUUCUUUUGUUGCUGUUUUCAACCAUUUUGUUAUUUUCUUGUAAAUGCAUGUCAUUGACUUCCAGAGCACUCCAGCCCCCUAGUGGCUCAGUGCUGAAAUAUGAAUGUAAAAGAAACAAAACACAAAACUAGAAACACAAUAAGAAGGACGUGUUGCGUUACAAUCAGUGUUACCCUACACCAAAUGUACAUAAGAGGUUUUAUUCAAACCGUCGCUUAAUGUUUAUCGCUAAAGAACUGUAUAUUUUCUUACCUAUGUUGGGAAUAACCAUUUAAGAAGUAGUCUUGGGGGGGCAGAGGGGGGAGGGGGCAUAACCAAUAACUGAAGCCCCCCUAGUCUUUAUUCUUGUACGUGUGUGUGGUCAUGGAGACUUAGAAUGUGCGUAGUAAGGCUGGAUCAAACCUUGGGACGCUGUGCUUUUGAAAGUGUCAUUGAGAGCAAUACUGUUGCACAACGUUGUUCCAGUUCAAGGAGCUCAUCAAAAUCUCAUCCGCGCUCGACUUUUAGCAGCUGCUUUUGAUGAUCCACAAAUGCUCCAACAAAUAAACGGUUGAUAGUUGAUAUGCAAUAAAGGGUCAUGUUACUGGACGGUUUGUUGGAAUAGCUGAAUUGCUGAUAGUUGAAUUUCAGUAGGUCCACUUUUAGAGUAACUGCUUUAUAUCUGUACCAUGUGUUACCAGCAUCCGCCACCAGGGGGGUUGCAUUGCUUGUAGCGAUGGUGUGUUAGCUGUUAGCGUGCAUUGCGUCAUGCCGUUGAUGCAGGCCGUCAGACCCCUUCGUACUGGGGUGGAGCUCAUCGUUCAGGAUGAGCAAUCCCAACACGUAUCAAACACGUCAUUCCACAUACGUAUUUAUUUUUGUUAAUGAAACCUCAUAUUGUACAAAAAAAAAGAACAUAUAUUUUGAUGUGCAAGAGGUCUAGAUCCAACCGCGCAAAUUAAGUUGCUCGCGUACGUUCAUUUUUGAGAUGUCACGUGAGUAUAUCACAUUUUCAAAAGUGCUUUUUCCCCCCCCUCAA
Hypomesus transpacificus is the source of this 6289-nucleotide messenger RNA. It is a transcript of the gene jcada, whose product is annotated as junctional cadherin 5 associated a. The record is from RefSeq and is a predicted model, not a curated record. Gene Ontology annotation, biological process: positive regulation of blood vessel endothelial cell proliferation involved in sprouting angiogenesis. The transcript has 5 exons. Gene Ontology annotation, cellular component: ruffle membrane; adherens junction. NCBI's taxonomy places the organism in Eukaryota, Metazoa, Chordata, Actinopteri, Osmeriformes, Osmeridae. Bases 326 to 4939 code for a protein of 1537 amino acids.